UAGUAGCUGUUGAGGGAGCACUAGACGUGAAAACAGCGCCAUUUCUGUCGGCGUCCAUGAUACGCGAUGCUACCGCAGCGGAUUCCAGAGCUCGAGCUCGGAACGGCAGCGGGAGAGAAAUAGCCGCUCCCCUUUCGCUGCUUCUCUCUACUUCAGACCACGGCAGGUUGUGCCGGUGAAGUAAGACGUUGCCCCAAAAUGGACCCCUCUGACUAAGACGCAAACACGUCUUGUGUUUUGCUAAGCAGCUGAGAUCUAUCAGCAGCAUAAGCCAUGCCUGACGAGUAAAAUUCCCCCUUUUUUGCUCAAAGCAAUAAAAAAAACAAAAAAAAACAUCCUACAUGCCUCCCCAUGUAGAGCCCCUUCAGUGCAUCCUGCUGGAGUGACACCCCCCUCUUCCAGAUAGGUUCUGCCUCAUCCUUUUUCUGUACCCUUCUCCACCAACCACCCUACAGUAACUACCCAUCACAAUGCUGCUCUACCUGAGAAUGGCCAACACCUGAGGUCCCAUGCGUCCAGUGAGCACCGAUUCAAACGGUCCUGCUCCUCCUGAAAACCUCUCUUGCCCCUACCCCCUUGUGGGCCCCCUGCCUGCCUCAGAGAUGUCCCUGCUCCAGUCGCUGGGGCCAGUACAAAGCUGGCUCGGCCAGGAGCUUGAGAAGUGCGGGAUUGAUGCCAUGAUUUACACCCGCUACGUCCUCAGCCUUCUCCUGCAUGAUAGUUAUGACUACGAUCUGCAGGACCAGGAAAAUGACAUCUUCUUGGGAUGGGAGAAGGGAACUGGGAAGAAAUGGGGCAAGAGCAAGAAGAAAGGAGGGACCGACCUGAGUCUUGAGGAAAUGAAGAAGCAAGCGGCCGUGCAAUGCCUCCGAUCUGCAUCUGAUGAAAACUCUGGAAUUGAGAGCCUGGUUGAAGAGCUUUGCUCUAAACUAAAGGACAUCCAAAACAAACAGAAAGAGGAAAAACAGAUUCAAAAGAAAUCUGAUGGCUCUCAGUCUCCUCCAGAGCGAGCUGAGUCCCCCUCUUCAAAGGACCAGGUGGAAAUGUAUUAUGAAGCCUUUCCUCCUUUGUCAGAGAAACCUGUUUGUCUCCAAGAGAUCAUGACGGUGUGGAACAAGGCUAAGGCCUGCGCGUAUUCAAGUUCAUCAUCCUCAGCAGCCCCACAAACCAGCACAGACACCUCUUCUCCCAAAGAUUGCAACAGUGAAGGCGAGGCUGCAAAGGAGCGAAAUCUCGAGGCAUGUGGUACCAUCACUACAGCGACCAAUGAAAGAGGACAGCAACGGCGAUGCAAGAAGGAGAAAGAAAACCGAUACCAUGGUGGUGCAGCAGCAGAGGAGAAAUCCACUGUCCAUUCUAAGAGACAGAUCAGACACAGAUCUGAGGGCAAAUACCGACCCAGGUCCUGGUCUUCUGGCUCUAGUGAGGCAGGCUCAAGCUCAAGUGGGAACCAGGGUGACUCUAAGUCAUCCAGAAGCAAGACAGUUAGAAUAAGGCACAAAUCCAGGGAGGCUGCAAAAAAUAAGAGAACGCGCAACAGUGGGCAGGUGAAGCUUCAGGUGAAGGUUAUUGACAAAGAGGAGCGAAGAAACGCAGGAGGGAGCAGUAGCAGUGCCACCGGCGGUGCUGCCAAACAACCACAGCUUUACAAAAAGGGGAAGAGACCGCUGAAGGAGAUUCGUAAAGAUCCAGGCUGGGUGGAAGCAAAAGAGUCCGGAGUUGAGGCCAGAAACAAAAAGGAAUACAUGGAGGAGCCACUUUGGUACACUGAGCCCAUUACAGAAUAUUUUAUACCUUUCAGCAGCAGACAAAGCAAGCUGGAAACAAAAUAUCGAAGCAAGGUAGACUCUCCUGAUGGCUUUGCCAUGUCAACCGACAUGGAGAGGCUGCCUGAGAGAAUCCAGGGAAUCUGCAUUGCCAAUGAGAACUACCAGAGAGCAUACCUAGCAGCGGGCUCAUUUGUGGAUGGGCACUUUGUGGAAGGGCCUGGCGAAGCAGAAGAUGAAACUGCUGAACUUACUGGGACCUCAAGCUGCCCUCAGCCAGAGGAUAGUAGAGAUUUAGAUGACAAGCAUCUGUCUGAAUUUACUCACUUCUAUGAAGUUGACAUUUAUCAAUCCAUAUUGGAUACUAGUGCCUCAGACUCGAUACAAGAGAGUCGGAUCUUAAGCAUGAUUCGACAAAAAAGCAAAGAGCAAAGAGACAUUGAGGCAGAAUGUUGUUUAGUGUUAGAUGGCCUUGAGCAGCAAGGGAAAAGUGCAAUACGGGCAGACUCACAGGAAGCUUCGGGAUCUGUUGGAUUUUUAAUGGAGGAUCUUGAGAACAUGGCUCAAGUAUGGGGAUGUUAUUCACCAUCUACUUCAGAAGAUAUAGAUGGAGAAAGCUUCAUAGGAGACUCUCCCAUUCGGCUCUCCCCUCUUCUUGAUAGUGUUUCAUUCACCCUGAGCAAACUAUCUGGAAAUCUGGAGGAGCCACCUGUUCCUGAAGCCACCAGUGAACCAUCUGGUUUGAACUCAUCCUGCUUCUCUCUUUUUGAGCUGCAGUAUGACAGCCCUACUUUUUCUUUUCCCCGCGACUCACUCACCGUUGGUCACGAAAACAACACAGAUUCUAGUAGCUGUCUCGACCCACAUUCUAAUAAACAGUCUCGUUUGCUAAUAUGGACCAAAAAUAGUGCCUUUGACGAAACUGAACACUGUUCUAACCUAUCAACACGAACUUGCAGUCCAUGGUCACAUUCAGAGGAGACUCGUUCAGACAAUGAGCAAGGAAAUGCUCAGGCUGAGGACGCUGCUCAAAUUGGCAAUGAAGAGAUUGACUGUAUAAUGCCUCCUCUUUCUGGUACAUAUCUUGAGGAUGAAAUCUUGGACUUUUUGCAAGAAGACUCUGGUCGUAAGUGUGAGGAGGUCAGUGUUAGCACAGCAUCCAAUCAGACCUUCACCAAAAAAUCUAAAUUGGAGUCCAUUUGUGGUAUAGCAUUGGAAGAGGAUGAGAGUAAACAGUACAGCACUGGCAUGUUUUCAGACAACACAAACCAACAGAGUGAUGAUUACAGCUCAGGGAUUAUAAAAGACAUUUGGACUGCAAUUGGAGAUGGCAAAUCUGUAAUAUCAAGGCAAAGAGCAGAAAAAACAAGUGAGGGGCUCUUCUCAGAUGAGUCGGGCAGUUACUGCUGCAGCUGUCUCGAGGUGCAGGCAAAAGGAGUUCCAGUUCAGGGACCUCAGAAAAAAGCAGUGCAGCGGUCAGAGUAUCACCUUUGGGAAGGCAAGAAAGAAGAACAGGACUUAGCCAAAAACAAACUCUCCAAGGUAGAUGGUGCUGGGGAUUACAUGACUCCGUCCAAGCCCUGGGACUUAAACUCUGACAAGGAGAGUACAUCAUUCAUCCUAGGAGGGGUUUAUGGAGAGUUGAAGACACUAAGCGGUGAUAAGAAUUGGGCUGUCGUACCGCCAAGUGACACCCAAGAUAGCCUGCUACAGUGUGCCGCUGCAGCUGCAUCUGCUUCAAGCUCAGACAUGCUUACCAUCACUGGCACAGAUGUGUUCAUGAACACGGGCAGCUGCUUUGCCCCCGGACACAGGCCCCUGUGGAGGCCUCUUGUGUCCUUUGGGCAGGGUGACCAGGCCAUUAGAGGAGGCGGAGAUGGAUUGAAUAAGGGAUUUUCUUUCAUCUUCCAUGAAGAUUUGCUUGGAUCUUGCGGAGGCUUGCAUAGUGAGGAGCAAGGUUUAGAAUACCCGUUUGCAUCCUUCAACCUGAACAAUCCCUUCUCUCAAGUCCUCCAUGUUGAGUGUUCUUUUGAGCCUGAGGACAUGGCUUCGUUCAGUCCAGGAUUCAAGCCCAAAUCCAUUCUUUGCUCGGACUCUGAGAAUGAAGCCUUCCACCCACGAAUAUAUGGCAUCAACCGGACGCAGUAUCGGGCCAUUCGCAUUUCCCCCAGGACUCAUUUCCGACCAAUAUCUGCCUCAGAGUUGUCUCCUGGUGGAGUGAGUGAUUCAGAGGCUGAGACUGACAAAGAGGAGAUGAGUUUUCCCGUCCUGGCGCCGGUGGACGUCUUUGAUGACCCUCAGGCAGACCUCAAACCUCUGGAGGAGGAUGCAGAAUGUGAGGGUCCUUAUUAUGGGAAGUCAGAACUGGAAUCUGGUAAAUUCUUACCCAGAUUAAAGAAGUCUGGCAUGGAGAAGAGUGCCCAGACCUCUCUGGAUUCUCAGGAGGGCUCCAGUACCCUCCUGCCAAUUGCUGAGCAAGAGAUUUGCUUAGACUGCAAAACGGCAGCAGCUGCAUCAAAUGCAGGUGGACAGACGGACGUCUCAGUUGGCAAGAUUCAAAAGGAGGAAUCUUCAGGAGAAAAACAGUCCUGCUUAUGUUCACCAGCAGGUCAGAUCCCGAAGUAUGGGAUUGCUUAUGACUUUGUUGGAGAUGUGCCAGAGUUCCCUCUGUUAAAUAUAAGUGGACAGGGAGGAACUGGCAACCAGCCAGAUGAGUGCUGGUGGCAGAACACAAUCUGUUCCCCUCUUUUCCCUGGAUCUCAGUGUACAGGGAGCAGCAACAUUUGAAUACUCCAGUUUUGCAGAGGACGCAUGUCGCCGAGAGGAAACCUUUCUCUCCUUUUGUGACUGGACCUCUACCAGCAAAGAUUCAGGGUCAUCUCAGAGCUGGAAAACCUAAUGUAGGCUAAUUUUCUGAGACACCCCUCCAAAACCCCAACACAUAACCCUGUUGGUUUUCAUUUACUAACUUAAAAACCUUGUGUAAUCAACAAUCAGAUCAACAAAAAGUGAGAGAAAAUAGGAAAACUCAAAAAAUAUGUUCUGUCUUUGAGUGAUGCCAUGUGCUGACAUGCAUUUUAGGCAUUUUAGAAUUUAAGUUGAUUCUUCUGUACACUGGUCCUCAUUCAAGUCUCACAGUUAGGUAGUAGGGACAAUCUUCUAUCCUCGUCAGUUUUGUUCCCACCAUUUUGCUUUUGAACUAGGAUUCUGGUAGUUGGUGGUGUCUGAAUGGUUGUGCAUGUAUGUUUGUCCAACCGGUCUCACUCCUCUUUUCUAGUUGAACCUAAUGUUGUGUGAAACAACUGCUAUCGCAUCCUCUACUUUCCAUCUGGUGUUCAGAAAGACAAUAUAAGGAUGUUGAGAUUUUUUUUUGAGUUGUGUAAGAAUUUGAGAGUUUAAUUUAUAUAGUUUGUUUGGACGACUUUCUGAAUGUGAAGUAGAGAAUGUGUGCAGCUUUCUUCUAAAUAUCCGUAAAUUCCCCAUGUGUGAAAAGUCAUCAUAAGUCUGAUUUUUGAAUGGUGAUAGUCUUUCAAAAGCUAGUAGUAGACAUAGUAUGGUUUGUGAGGCUAAAAUAAAAGCAACUUUUAAAAAUAAAAAAAACAAAAAAAAAACAAAUCAAAAGGAGUUUUGUUGGCAAAAAUACUAAUAAUCUACUUGAAAAUGCAAUGCUGUAAAAGAAUUUGGGGGAAAAAAAAGAAAAAAAAGUUUGUGUUUUGGGGUCAAAACCCAUCAUAAAAAGACGUGACUACAGCCAUUUCUGCAGACACCUGUGUUGCAACUGAAUGAAACUUUGUUUUAUUUUUUUGUAAUUUCUAUGGUACAGACUAUUGGUGCUAUAAAUAUGUUCAAAAAUCUUUUGAAGUUGCAGUUCCAUAAUAUGGCAAGUAGAUGGCAUUAGCCUAGUUUUGUUUGUAGACCAGACAGUCAGACUCCAUGAAUAUCUUUUUUUCUUUUUUUUUUUUUUUGCAAAAAUUUGUGAAGAGAAAAGUUUUGCCUGAUCGCAGUUCUUGCUUAAUGUGGCUUGGUUUUUAUUUUAAGGUAACCUCCUAGUUGUCAGGCCUGUAACAGCUCAAGCAGAAAUACUUGCAGGUAUUUAAAUCUAAUGUUUCUACACAUUGUUUCAGUUUAAAGCCCCCAAGCAGGAAGGACACAAAUACCAUUGACUGUCCAUGCUGCAGUUAUACAAAUGUAUAAUGAAAAAGUGGCGGGGCGAAUGUCAAAACCAAAAAAAGAGGCGUAACUACACUAAGGUACACAUGCUUUUUUUUUUUUUUUUUUUUUUUUUCUUUCUUCCAAUAUGAGGUGUGUUUUUAUUUGUUGGUUUACAAUAUAUCUUGUUGAAAUACUGAGUAAUGUCUCACUGAGUGUAUGUGUGUGUGUAGGUAUAGAACUUGUGAUGGCACUGGUUCAGAGUGAGUGUACUAGAACUUUAUCUCAGAGAAAUGUGAACGUCUGUAGAGACAUACAGUACAUUCACAAAAAUGCAAAUGCAUUAGUGUCCCCUAAAUCUGAAACACCCCCCCACCCCCCUUUGACCAGAUUAGGUCUAAAAAAAAAAACCGUGAGGUGUUGUUUACCGACCCUCCUUGUGACCUGUGCUUUUGGAAAUUAAAUCCAGUCGAAGCAUUUGCAGAUAAAUGCGUUUCUUAAAACCUGCGUUUUCUUUCUGCUCCACCUCUUCUUUUUUUUUUUCCAAACAGGUUAUUAGAACAGUAGCAGCGUGACGUAUAUGUGAUAUACCAUCAAACUGAAGCACAGAAAACUAAAACGAUCCCUCCAUGAAUGGGCAGUUCAAUAAAACUAUGUCAGCAGUGUGCGCUGUAAUGCACUGUCGCAGGUGAAGGUGUCUAUUUCGGGCAUGGCUUUGGAAAUGGCUUCCUCAUUAGUAAACGCACCGAUUGUGAAGGCCCAAGGCUUGUUCAGUCCAAUGCCACUUUAAUAGAAAAAAAAAGGACCCCCAAGGAGCUGAAUGAAAGGUACUCAACUUCAGGGUCUUGUCACCUUUCUUUGACAGUCAUCAGACACUCAGGAAUUUUUUAAUAUAAGCAUACUGCAUAAUCUACACUCAGACCUGUGACAGUGCAUUGAUGCAUUAAUGUAAAACCUUUCUUUGAUUGUAGAACAGAAAUUACUGACAGGAAGUUCUUUUCAAGCAAGCAGCAGAGGUGACUGUCAUUAAUUUAGAGCUAUAGUUUUUAGGGAAAAAUAAUAAUAAAAAAAAAAGAACUAAGCCAUUGUAGGUUGCAUAAGCAAUGCGAAAGGGAAUUCAAGAGCCCUGAGUCCUAUGCAAUACCUUGGCGCAUGUACACAUAUGGAGUAUAUGGAGAAAAGUCAUUCAGUUAAUUUUGCAUGUGGAUUACUUUUGAGUGAAGGACACCUGAGAGAGAGAGAGAGAGAGAGAGGAAAAAAAAUAAACUAUGGAAUGUCUAAAAAAUAAAAUAAAAUAAAAAAAUACAGCAUGCAAACAUCACACUCCAUCUUUUUAAGUUGGAUUAAACAAAGUAUUUUGGUUUAAAAAAAAAAUAUUAUGAGUGAGGUUAAAUCAGUGAUUGAAAGAUGUUUUUUGACUGUGUGUGUGUGUGUGUGUGCGCGAGUCUGACCGUGAAUGCGUGCAAGAAGCAAAGUCACAAAAAGCACUUACGUGGGAGUUGAAAGGAAUGCAUCACACCUUUCUCCAUUUAUUUCUUCCAUUUUGAUAGGCCGCGUUUCAAAAAAUAAAAUAAAACAAAACAUGUAUGACGAGAAAAUGCAUUCAGUGAGGGUAUAUGUGUUUGGAAAGACAUCGACAGGGUCGCUGAGUUUCGAUUGCACUGUGGUCUGAAGAAAAAAAAAAAAAUAUCCAGCACUGAAAACUUGGGUUUUCCUCGUCUUUUCAUUCCCACCUAGAUGAUGCUCCUUCACCCUCCCCUUCCUCUAUGUUCCUGAAUCCCAUCUGUCCCGAGUAGCUGUGUUGUUCUAAUUUCAUGUACACCCUGAGUAAAUUAUUUUGUUUCAUUGUGGAUUUUCUUAACAUCUAAUAAAGGAAUAAACCAAACCUCAAACCUG
Molecule: messenger RNA, 7811 nt
Organism: Stegastes partitus (bicolor damselfish)
Lineage: Eukaryota; Metazoa; Chordata; Actinopteri; Pomacentridae
Product: KIAA0232 ortholog
Exons: 8
Coding region: 510-4553 (1347 amino acids)
Source: RefSeq, a predicted model, not a curated record